Trichoplax adhaerens is the source of this 1434-nucleotide messenger RNA. RefSeq lists its product as uncharacterized. NCBI's taxonomy places the organism in Eukaryota, Metazoa, Placozoa, Uniplacotomia, Trichoplacea, Trichoplacidae. Bases 1 to 1434 code for a protein of 477 amino acids. Gene Ontology annotation, biological process: mitochondrial seryl-tRNA aminoacylation. Gene Ontology annotation, cellular component: mitochondrion. The record is from RefSeq and is a predicted model, not a curated record. Gene Ontology annotation, molecular function: tRNA binding; serine-tRNA ligase activity; ATP binding. The transcript is spliced from 18 exons.
AUGAUGAAAGCAGUGCGCCGGAGGUGGAUCACACCGAGCUCUUGCCGAAUCCAUUGCAAGGCUCUCUCUUCAUAUUUAUUUCGAAAAGAUGGCAUUGGCUAUAGACCCAUAUUUGAUUUCGAUUAUUAUCGAAAAAAAACUGAUAUUAUACGUGAAAAUAUUAAGAAUCGAUGUUGUGAUGCUGACAUUGACGAAGUGGUAAAAUUGCAUAACAAAUUUGGCAAAAUAUGUACAGAAAUUUCUGCAUUACGACAUGAGAGAAAUGAAAUAUCAAAGAAAAUUAAGCUACAAGAGGUCAAAAAAGGUGAGGAUGACUAUGUAAAACUUGUCGAUUUAGGUAAGAAAAUAAAAGAGAAAAUGCCACAACUGGAGGAUACAAAAUUACAUUACGAAAAUCAGUUGUUUGAAGCUGCGUCGAAAAUUCCGAAUGAUACUCACCCAGAUACGUCUCAUGUAGAACUUCAUUUUCUCUUGCUAAAGCCAAUUGGAGACGAAGAAAAUGCAACCAUUUUAAGCACUUUUGGAGAUAAACCUGUAUUUGACUUGGAUUUGAAAAAUCAUAUACAAAUUGGCGAAAAAUUGAAUUUAUUUCGAUCUGCAGCACUUCAGAGCGAUCCGAAAUUUUGCUAUUUAUUAGGAGAUGCCGCUCUAUUGGAGUUGGCAAUUAUUCAGUACGCAAUCCAAAAGCUUACACAGAAGGGUUUUACUACAAUUCUGCCUCCAGAUAUCGUCAAACCUAGGCUUAUAGAAGGAUGUGGAUAUCAUCCAAGAACUGAACAUGCUCAGAUAUAUAGCCUUGAUCCCAGCCACGGUGAAUUACGCCUCGCUGGAACUUCAGAAAUCCCUUUAUGCGGAAUGUUUAUGGAUUCAAUGUUAGACGCGAAAGAUCUCCCUUUAAGAUAUGUAGCCGUUAGCCACUGCUUUCGCGCUGAAGCUGCGAGACACACUUCCGAAGAGCGCGGCUUGUAUCGUUUACAUCAAUUUACAAAAGUGGAAAUGUUUGGUAUAACUACUAAUGAAGGUCACAAUGAAAGCGACGCGUUGUUUAAUGAGUUUGUGGAGAUACAAAAAGAUCUUUAUUCGAACUUAGGCUUACAUGCUAGAAUUUUAGACAUGCCUACGGCAGAACUUAGCAGCUCAGCCUAUAGAAAAUUCGAUAUUGAAGCUUGGAUGCCAGGCAGAAAUAAUUAUGGUGAAAUAUCUAGUGCCUCUAACUGCACAGAUUAUCAAAGUAGACGCCUAAACAUCCAAUAUAAAGGUUCUAAAGCUAAGCAUAGAGGUCGUCAGUUUGUCCAUACGGUUAAUGCUACUGCAUGUGCUAUUCCAAGACUGAUUAUCAGCAUUCUAGAGAAUUUUCAACAGCAGCCUAAAGCUCCCGCUGAUGAUGAAACAAGAUUAAUUUUAGAACACAUGUACUUAGUUUUAAGCUACUAA